CUAGUUUGACAGAAAGCAGGAAGUUACAGAAAAAGCUUUUAUUAAGACUGCUGUUAGCCAGUGUUUAAACAGCUAGACUUCAUCUCUAAAUAUUUAAUUUGAGGGAGUGUUCCAUUGCUGACGCCUUGGAAUCAACUCAUCAGAGCUCCUAUUAACGAUCAAAUGGAAUUGUCCACUUUCCAAACUUCUCCACUAGAUAACACUUCCUCCUCCUCUGCUCUUUCUCUCUGCCCCACUGCUGCCACCGUCUUCUUCCUUCCAUCUGUCUACACACUCCUCUUUCUCACUGCUCUGCCAGGCAAUGCAUUGUCUUUGUGGGUGUUCUACAGAUGCAUCUCCACCAUCUCCCCCACCCACAUUUAUCUGUCCCACCUGUGUAUCUCCAAUCUGCUGUUGUCCUUCAUCGCACCCUUCCUCGCAGCCUACUAUGCCUGGGGCUCAGUCUGGACCCGAAGAGGCAUCCUGUGUCAGCUCGUCCUGCAUGGUAUCACACCAGUGCUCCACAUUAACAUCUACAUUAGCCUCAUGAUUGUCACUUGGGUGGCACUUAGCCGCUUUGCAGCCCUCAUCCGGCACACCCAUGCCUCCAGGCCUAGCAUCUGCGCAAUACUACUCCCACAUGGCUUCUACACAUGUCUCAAGAAGACCUCUUUCGCCAGCAGGGUGUGUGCUGCAGUGUGGGUGUUAGCGGUAGGGGGCAUUGUGCCUGUGACAGUUUACUAUUCAGUGAACGAAGCUGCUGCAGCAGACAAGGAUGAAGAAGUUAAAAAAGGAGGACGUGCAGUGGUGUGCUACAACUCUGCAGUGGAAAUAGGGGGCAGUCUGUCUGCAGCUUUUACUGUGCCUGUUAUAAUCAUGUUCUUUGUGGUUUACCUGCUGGUGCUGCUGUCCUACCUGACAGUGCUGAGACAUAUAGAACGCUCACGACGCAGCACAAAGGUCACCAGCUCCCAAAGCCUGUUGGGUAAAGUGCUUCGAAACAUUGUGGUCAUUCAGGUUGUUCUUUCAGUUUGUCUGCUGCCAUACCACAUCUUCAAACCCAUCUUUAUUUCUCUGGCCCAUGAUCAGCGUCAGGGGACAUCAUCACCUGGUCCAAACCAAUGUCAUCCACUCGCCAGUUUUGUUGAGUUGAAGAACUGCCUGCUGCUCCUGGCUGCAUUGAGAGGUUCAACAGACCCUUUGAUGUACUUCCUGUUAGACAACACUUUCCGUCAUCAAACCCUCAGACUAUUAAGGUGCAAAAGGAAAGAACCAAGCAGACAAAUGUGUUGGUCAGUAACAGGAAGUGCCAAUCAGAAUGCUGGACAGUUGGGGGAUGAACAAGUGGCAAUUGCGGGAACUGACAACAUGCUGUAGCCAUGGCAUUUAGAGGUCAGUUUGAAAACACGGGUAUCACAUGCAGUUGUGUACACGAGAUCUGUAUUUGUUUUUAAUUCCUCCCUUGUGAUGUUUUUUUUUCUUUCUGAAUGUCCUUUACUGCUUUAAUUUUUUCAUUAUCAUAAUCUAUAUAUAGAUCACUUAUUCCUUUUACUUCUCACUGAGAACAAUUACAUUUUAAAAGAUUGUUAACAUAUACUGAGAAGUUCUCAGUGAUGUGAUGUGCCUGCAUUGCUUUUUAUUAUUUUGUUUCUAUUUUUGCAUCUACAUGUUUAAAUGAUCUGUUUCUUUUUCUUUAUUUUCUUUCUUCUCGCUCUCCUACUUUUCUGUGAUUUUGCCUGUUUAGUCACUUUUAUUCCUUUGACUUGUAACUUGUGACUUGAGGUGUUUUUAUAUUUUGUGUUCUGCCUUCUUAUCUUAACUUACCUUAGUCUAGACUUCCAUGUGUUGACUGUAGGUAAACUCUGUUUUAAAGGUACUAUAUAAAUAAAGUUUAUUAAUAUAUUAUCAUAUUAUUAUGCUACGACAGACAUUGCAGGGAGUGCUAAAAUGCUGGUAGUCCUAGUGUCAAACUAGAUAAUGAAUCAAUGGACAACACUGAAU
Acanthopagrus latus (yellowfin seabream) is the source of this 1980-nucleotide messenger RNA. RefSeq names its product probable G-protein coupled receptor 82. Gene Ontology annotation, biological process: G protein-coupled receptor signaling pathway. Lineage: Eukaryota; Metazoa; Chordata; Actinopteri; Spariformes; Sparidae. The transcript is spliced from 4 exons. Gene Ontology annotation, molecular function: G protein-coupled receptor activity. The record is from RefSeq and is a predicted model, not a curated record. Gene Ontology annotation, cellular component: membrane. Bases 163 to 1356 code for a protein of 397 amino acids.